AUGGCCUGCGCGGACGAUUGCCCAUUACCUACGUCAUUCUAUGAGUGGUUUGACGAAGUCAAGAUACGUCUCGACGUCCGGCAUAAGUCACCUCGCAGUCCAGAGCAGCCCCAAGAUCCGAAAAUUCUCUCCAACUCAGAGCAGCUGAUGCUGGAUGGAUGCUGGUUGGAGAACACAGUAUGA
Molecule: messenger RNA, 183 nt
Organism: Fulvia fulva
Lineage: Eukaryota; Fungi; Ascomycota; Dothideomycetes; Mycosphaerellales; Mycosphaerellaceae
Exons: 1
Coding region: 1-183 (60 amino acids)
Source: RefSeq, a predicted model, not a curated record